AUGGGUGGUUCCCCGCCGAGCAGAGGAUCUGCAAGGCCGUUCUCACCACCCCCACCCCCGAGUAGACCUCGUUCUCGUUCCCCGGUCCGUGAGUCUAUAGCAACAUCACCACGCAGCGCCAACGGCAAACCGCCGGUCAGAGCCACCGGCUUUGGUUCCUCUCCUGCACCAUCAGCUGGAGUGACCAGCAGGAAGAUUUCGCCGGCCCCUCCAUCUCGGCCCCGUUCACCCCCCUCUAGAGCAAUGUCACCCCCACGGGGCCCACGCAAUGCCGCUGCCUCGCCCCGUCCGACACCUCCAAGACGCGCAUCACCUCCUCCGAACGGCCCUGCUGUUCACCCGGAAAGGCUUCAACAGCUUUCCAACGGCUUCUCGACUGUUCCUCCUCGCGGCCCAUCUGGUGGCACCAGGCCUAUGAACAACGUUGUCCCGCCUCGUGGACCAAGUGCCUAUCAAUCUAACCGCACACUCUCUACACCCUCACAUGGCCAACCCCCACCUUCAGGCCCCCAUAGUUCUCAUGGCCGCUCGCCAUCCUAUCCAUCACGAGCCACGCCUAAUCCACCAAUUCAGCCACGGAACGCAAUGGCACUCCCCCCAUCAGGACCACGCCGCAUGUCCUCCGCGCUCUCACCAAAUGGCUCUACCCCGCCUUCAUCGUCUCCAAACCCUCCCACCACAUCUGCUAUCCCAACUGGCCCUCGUGCGGGUAACUUCCCUUACCGUACAUCACUUCCGCCACCGCACCCACAUCAUCACCACCACCCGCCGCCUCCAAGAGCGCCGAGUGGCCCCGGUACUACAAUUCCAGGCGGGAGAUUAUAUCCCGCGGUUGAUAAGGCGAGCGAAGACAGACUGGCCAGGUUGAAAGCGGAACAGGUAAAAUUGGAGGAGGAGAACAGGGUGAUCCAGGAGAGAAAGAGAAAGGGGCUAUACGGAUGGGAGAAGAGCACAAGAGAGGCAGAAAGAGAAGGAUACAAGGUUGAGUUAGCUGAAAGCCAGUUAGUUGGUGGCGUCUUGAUGGACUGA
Molecule: messenger RNA, 1029 nt
Organism: Morchella sextelata
Lineage: Eukaryota; Fungi; Ascomycota; Pezizomycetes; Pezizales; Morchellaceae
Exons: 1
Coding region: 1-1029 (342 amino acids)
Source: RefSeq, a predicted model, not a curated record